This is a messenger RNA of Corapipo altera (White-ruffed manakin), 2658 nucleotides long. RefSeq names its product alpha-1,6-mannosyl-glycoprotein 4-beta-N-acetylglucosaminyltransferase-like. Gene Ontology annotation, biological process: protein N-linked glycosylation. The record is from RefSeq and is a predicted model, not a curated record. The coding region runs from base 1169 to 2563 and encodes 464 amino acids. The transcript is spliced from 5 exons. Gene Ontology annotation, molecular function: acetylglucosaminyltransferase activity. NCBI's taxonomy places the organism in Eukaryota, Metazoa, Chordata, Aves, Passeriformes, Pipridae.
GGUGCUCACCCACGGUGUGAUAUUUCAGUGUCUGAGAAGCAGAGAGCAAAGCAGAAGUGAUCAACCAUAACCUUACCUCCCAGCCCAUCAGAUCCAAGUUUCAGGAAAGAAAAAGGCAUAAAUGAUCAAACAAAGGAAUUAUUUCAAAGAGGAAUCGUAAGGCAAAAGUCUCUCUUGAAUGUAAAGGUACUCCAAGUUCUCACACUGGUGUUUUGUCUUUGAAAAGAAGAACUAAACUUUUAAAGCCAGAAGGUGCUUUUCAGAGAAGAUAAACAGGGAGGGAGAGGAGCUGGAGGGGAUAAACUAAAAUAACAAAAGCAGUGAUGAAGGACUCAACCCCGUGUGGUUUCUGAGAGCAGUGUGGAAAUGUUUGCUGUUGAAAGCCCACAAGCAGUCACUGCUCUGACUUUUGGCUAAACUGAGUAAUUUCUGUGAGGAAGAAGCAACCCUGAAACUUUCUGUGGCUCUGGGCUGACUGAGAAGGGAGAGGGGCCUGUCAGGAGGAUGGGAUGGAUCCAGGAUGGAUGUGGCUCCUGGUGCAGGAGUGGUGCAGGCAGAGGAGGGGCUGCAGUGCAGGGGCUGGUGAGGAGGAGUGACUGAAGUGGGGUGAGGAGCAGGGCACUGAGUUCUGCUGCCUGUCCAUGAUCAGCUCCUCAGUCCUGGUGCACUUCAGACCUUGUCCUAAGCAGGAGUAACAGCACUUUUCCAUAUGUGAUGUUUAGUGAAGCACCUGGAAGGAGAGGGAGUUGUACCAGCUCAGUUUGGACUCGAUGCUGUGGGUCCCUUCCAACUCAGAGUACUCUGUGAUUCUGUCACCCCCAUGGCCCUGGUGUAGCCGCCUGGGAGGAGUUCCUGCACUCUGUAAAUCACCACCAAGGACAUUGCCCCAGACUGGGAUCUGCCUUAGAGGCUCUUGCUGUUGACUUCAAACACACACUUUGGGACAGCUCCUGCCUCGCAGUCCCCUCCUCACUGCUGCUGAACACCUGGGGAUGCCCAGCAGACGAGCCCCAGGCACCGUUCCCGUGUGAGGAUCCGGGACUGGAAGUCACCACGGGGGAUCUGUAGAAGACGGAGCCUUGGAAGAGACGUGGGGCCUCCCUGGAUGUAGGAGAGGUCCAGGACAGCAAGGAGAGCAGGGAGCCCUCAGCAGCGCCAGCCCGGUGCGAUGCGAUGCUCCCUGAAGCGCUGCCUCACCGCCGUGCUCGCAGCCUCCUUCCUCCUCCUCCUCCUCCUCCUCCAUGGGGGCAGCCAGCAGGAACAGGAUCCCCUGGAGGUGGAUCUGAGGGGCCUGAGCCCUGACACGAUCCUGCAGCUGCUGCGGCCAGGAGGAGCCCAGCACAUCCUCAGGGACAUGGACGAGCUCUCCCCACUCCACAACAUCUCCUACCAUGUCCUGGCUGGUUCCCUGGCACCCCAAAAAAAAUUCCUGGCGGUGGGAUUGGCAUCGGUGCGGCGGCCGCGUGGCUUCUACCUGCCGGCCACGCUGCAGUCCCUGUUCAGCCAGUCCACGGAGGAGGAGCUGCGGGAGAUGGUGGUGGUGGUGCACCUGGCCGAUGCGGAUCCCGGCUGGAACGCGCGCGUCGCCCUCAGCAUCGCCCAGAAGUUCGCUCGCCACAUCCUCCUGGGCCGGCUGCUGCUCAUCCACGCCCCCCACGAGCUCUACCCCACCCUGGAAGGGCUCAAGAGGAACUUCAACGACCCCGAGGAGCGGGUGAGGUUCCGCUCCAAGCAGAACGUGGACUACGCCUUCCUGCUCGCCUUCGCCGCCAACCUCUCCUCCUACUACCUGAUGAUCGAGGACGACGUGUGGUGCGCCCGCUCCUUCCUGACGGCCAUCCGCAAGGCUCUGGCCUCCCAGGAGGGCUCCAACUGGGCCACCCUGGAGUUCUCCAAGCUAGGCUACAUCGGGAAGCUCUACCGCUCCAGCGACCUCCCUCGCCUGGCUCACUUCCUCCUCCUCUUCUACCAGGAGAUGCCCUGUGACUGGCUGCUCGUGCACUUCCGCCACCUGCUCACCCAGAAGGACGUCAUCCGCUUCAAGCCGUCCCUCUUCCAGCACAUGGGCCUCUACUCCUCCUUCCAGGGCACCGUCAACCGGCUGGAGGACGACGAUUUCCAGGCCGAUGCCUUGGACGUUCCGGACAACCCUCCGGCGUCCUUGUACACCAGCAUGGCCGUCUUCGAGCACUACGAGCCCCUCAAGGCCUACAGCUCGGCAGAGGGCUAUUUCUGGGGGAAGGACCCAGCAGCCGGCAGCAUCUUCUCCGUGGUGUUCCGGCAGCCGGCCCUCGUCAGCCGCGUGCGGGUGCUGACGGGCUCCCAGGAGCGCCGCAGUGACUUCCUGCGCGCGGGGGUGCUGGAGCUGGGCCGGCGCCGCGACGGCCGCGACUGCUCCACCUACAUCCCGGUGGGAACCUUCGAGAAGGGCACCGUGGACCGGCGGGGGCUGGAGAGGGGCGUCCUCGGCCCCGUGGAGUGCGUGAGGAUCCGGGUAACCCGGGCCCAGAGCGAGUGGCUCAUCAUCCAGAGCAUUGACAUCUGGACCGCGGCGGGCACCUGAGCACGGCUGUCAGGGCACAGAUGGGUUUUGUUCCGAGAGGUCCUUUAUUUUUCUCAUUCCCGUUUUUUGAUAAGGAAUUAAAUUAUUGACUCCUG